Molecule: messenger RNA, 960 nt
Organism: Eubalaena glacialis (North Atlantic right whale)
Lineage: Eukaryota; Metazoa; Chordata; Mammalia; Artiodactyla; Balaenidae
Gene: MYOD1
Product: myogenic differentiation 1
Exons: 3
Coding region: 1-960 (319 amino acids)
Biological process (GO): muscle organ development; positive regulation of myoblast differentiation; regulation of transcription by RNA polymerase II
Molecular function (GO): DNA-binding transcription factor activity, RNA polymerase II-specific; protein dimerization activity; RNA polymerase II cis-regulatory region sequence-specific DNA binding
Source: RefSeq, a predicted model, not a curated record
AUGGAGCUGCUUUCGCCGCCGAUCCGAGACGUAGAUUUGACGGGCCCCGACGGCUCUCUCUGCAACUUUGCAACAGCGGACGACUUCUAUGAUGACCCGUGUUUCGACUCCCCGGACCUGCGCUUCUUCGAGGACCUGGAUCCGCGCCUCGUGCACGUGGGCGCGCUCCUGAAGCCCGAGGAACACUCGCACUUCCCUGCGGCCGCGCACCCGGUGCCGGGCGCGCGCGAGGAUGAGCAUGUGCGCGCGCCCAGCGGGCACCACCAGGCGGGCCGCUGUCUACUGUGGGCCUGCAAGGCGUGCAAACGCAAGACCACUAACGCGGACCGCCGCAAGGCUGCUACCAUGCGCGAGCGGCGCCGCCUGAGCAAAGUCAACGAGGCCUUCGAGACGCUCAAGCGCUGCACGUCUAGCAACCCAAACCAGCGGCUGCCCAAGGUGGAGAUCCUGCGCAACGCCAUCCGCUAUAUCGAAGGUCUGCAGGCGCUGCUUCGCGACCAGGACGCCGCGCCCCCCGGUGCUGCCGCUGCCUUUUACGCGCCUGGCCCGUUGCCCCCAGGCCGCGGCGGCGAGCACUACAGCGGAGACUCGGACGCGUCCAGUCCGCGCUCCAAUUGCUCCGACGGCAUGAUGGACUACAGCGGCCCCCCGAGUGGUGCCCGGCGGCGGAACUGCUACGACGGCACCUACUACAGCGAGGCGCCCAACGAACCCCGGCCCGGGAAGAGUGCUGCGGUGUCGAGCCUCGACUGCCUGUCCAGCAUCGUGGAGCGCAUCUCCACCGAGAGCCCCGCCGCGCCCGCUCUUCUGCUGGCCGACGCGCCGCCGGCGUCGUCUCCAGGCCCGCAAGAGGCGGCCGCCGGGAGCGAGGUCGAGCGCGGCAGCCCCACCCCUUCCCCCGACACCACCCCUCAGUGCCCAGCGGGCGCGAACCCCAACCCGAUCUACCAGGUGCUCUGA